Ananas comosus (pineapple) is the source of this 661-nucleotide messenger RNA. RefSeq lists its product as uncharacterized. NCBI's taxonomy places the organism in Eukaryota, Viridiplantae, Streptophyta, Magnoliopsida, Poales, Bromeliaceae. The coding region runs from base 132 to 467 and encodes 111 amino acids. The transcript has 3 exons. The record is from RefSeq and is a predicted model, not a curated record.
UAUAUAUAUAUAUAUAUAUAUAUACACACACACAUAAACUGCUUGUUCUCUCUCUCUCUCUCUCUCUCUAACCCUUAAAAAAAAAAAAAAAAAACAUUGCAGGCUUACAAGUAGUUAUUUCUCUUACAAAGAUGGCUAAGAAAAAGGUGGUUCUUAAGGUCAAAUUGAAUGAUCCCAAGAGGAGGCAAAAAACACUUCAAAUUGCUGCUGGAUUUCCUGGUAUUACAUCUGCAUCAGUGGAAGAUGAUCGGAUCGUAUUGGUCGGCGAUGGGUUAUUCGACCCAGUAACCCUAACGAAUGUGCUGAGAAAGCGCGUAAGCUGCUGCGUGGAACUGAUCAGUGUUGGAGAAGAGAAGGAAAAGAAAAAGGAAGAGAAGAAACCAGCCGAGUGUAUUGUGGUACCACCACCACCAUACGCAUGUAUUGUUCCAGAUUAUGGCUAUGACAGUUAUUGCACAGUUAUGUAGAAACUAGUCUAGUGAUUAAUUAUUAGGGCACUUGUUAGCUUAAUUUCCUACUUUAUUUUUCUUAAAAUUAGUUUCCAUCAAAUUUCAUCUAACAGUUUGGGUUUUCUUUUUCUUUUUUUUUUAAGGAUUUAAUUAUAUGAAUUUGUGAUUAUAGUAACUUGUUAAUUAAGUUGAUAAAGAUCGUUGCUAUUUUU